GUUGCUUUCCGAACCGUGUGAGUUUUUAAGUGAACGUCCGAAAAUAUCUGGAACCUUGGUGGACUCUACAAUUUGGCGCAGUCGGUACGAUUUCAUGAUGGAUUCGGAAAACUAUUUCCAAUUGGACCCGUUCAACGAUGCCGCUGAUGCUUCCAACCUACGACGGGAAUGGGAGGAAUGGCAUCGUGCUUGUGAAAUUGUUCUGGAGUUGAAGAAAAUUGAUUCGCAGCACGAAAAGCUUUUGUUCAUGCUGGCUCGAGGCGGCAGAGGACUACAGCGAAUUUAUUACCAUCUCGCACCGGUGGCUGGUGAGAUUCAUCCGGAGCCCGUGAAAGUUCCGCUGGCACCAACUAUUAUUCCUGAGUAUGACAACGCCGUCAAGCGUCUCAACGCAUUUUUUGUUGGAAAACGUAACGAGAGGGUGGAGCUGGAGGUGUUCCGAUCACUUCGGCAAACAUCUGGAGAAUCUUUCAAUCGAUACAUUUUGAGACUGCGUACACAGGCCGCGUGUUGUGAUUUCCGUGAUCGCGAGGAAAAGAGUUGUUGCAGCAGAUUACCGUUGGUGCCAUUGACGAGAGAGUGCGAGACAAAGGCCUCGAAGGAACGAUGGGUUUGGAUGAACUAGUAAAUUACGCUAUCAAUCGUGAAGUAUUACUGAAGCAGAAGGAGAAAGUACACCUGUUUAGAUCGGAACCGGAAGCCGGUGCGAUGGCAUUAAUCAAACAGAAUUGGGAGAGAAAGACAAUGUCAAGAUGCGGAGCGCCCACACAGAAGCUCAAGCGAGAGCGGAAGUGGGAACGUAGCAGUCGUGAUGCUGCUGAAUGCAGUCGUUGUGGUUCAUGGCGGCAUAAUCGCGAAUCGAAGGAAUGCAUUGCAAGAAAUGCCACUUGCAACAAGUGCGGACGUUCAGGCCACUUUGCAAGGAAGUGUGAUGCUGGUCAAUACGUUGGUCGUUUUUCGUGGAAGAAAACAGAAGCGGCCAAUUCAUUGCGAGGUGCUCGACAGGAUGGAAGUGGUCCUGAAUUUGGAACGAGAUACCAGGGUCGUCAUGAAGAUAACGGAUCAACAAAGGUAGAAUAAGUUUAUUUUUUUAUUUUUUUGGUCUAAUAUAUCAUUCAAUAUUUCAUUGGUUUCACUAAUAAUUCGAUCAUUUAAGUAAUAACGAAAACAAUUCGUGAUAAAGAUGUUGUGUUGUAUCAACUUCUAUGAAUGAAUAAAUAUGCGUUAUUAACUUGUUGUAAUUAUCUGAUUGUUAGGUGAAUUCGAACGAUGGAACUAUAAUAGGAUUUAUUGAUCAUUUUCAAGUGAAAUUUCUAAUUGACUCUGGAGCAAUGAUUAAUACAGUUACGGAAGAAGUCUGGGUGAAUCUGAGGACUACCAAUGCCAAGCUUUUCAAAAAGAAAUUUCAAUGCAAUCGUCAAUUCACAGCGUAUGCGUCUGAGGAACCUCUACGGGUGUUGGCCAUCUUUGAAGCUUGGAUAACAAUCAAUGAAACGAAACCCAAAAACUAUGCCGAGUUUUUCGUGAUCCAAGGAGCUCAAAGAUGUCUGCUCAG
This is a messenger RNA of Armigeres subalbatus, 1555 nucleotides long. RefSeq lists its product as uncharacterized. The transcript is spliced from 2 exons. The coding region runs from base 95 to 625 and encodes 176 amino acids. Lineage: Eukaryota; Metazoa; Arthropoda; Insecta; Diptera; Culicidae. The record is from RefSeq and is a predicted model, not a curated record.